Messenger RNA from Prosopis cineraria, 1175 nucleotides. RefSeq names its product jasmonate ZIM domain-containing protein 1-like. Gene Ontology annotation, biological process: regulation of defense response; response to wounding; regulation of jasmonic acid mediated signaling pathway. Gene Ontology annotation, cellular component: nucleus. The record is from RefSeq and is a predicted model, not a curated record. Lineage: Eukaryota; Viridiplantae; Streptophyta; Magnoliopsida; Fabales; Fabaceae. Bases 74 to 751 code for a protein of 225 amino acids. The transcript has 5 exons.
CAAAUUCAAAGUUUCUUUCGUCUUCAAGCAUCACUGCGAUUACUGGUCAUCGCUAUCAUCAACAACAGUAAAAAUGUCUACUUUUUCUGAUACGGCGGCUCAUGGCCGGAGGGUAGGCAAGCCGGCGGAGAGGUACAGUUUCUCCCAGACUUGCAAUCUCAUAAGCCAGUUCUUGAAGGGCAAGCGUAGUUCUGGUGCUCUGAACCUUGGAAUGUGCGGGAAAAAUGAUCCCAGAGGAACUCCAAGUACUACGAUGGAUUUGUUAACGUCCCUGGAGAAAUCUGAUGAUUCCUCGAGACAAAGUCCUUCAGCUAUGGAUUUUCUUCCUCAGAUUGUAGAAAACCAUUCUGUUAUUAGGUCGCAGGCCAAGGCAGAGUCUAAAACUCCCCAAAUGGCAAUAUUUUACGCCGGGAAGGUGUUAGUGUUUGACGAUUUUCUGCCGGAGAAGGCGACGGAGAUCAUGGAACUAGCCACCAAGUUAAGCUCUGAUAAUUCUGCGGCUCUUGAAAAUAUCAACGAGGUUAAGGUGCCUCAAACAGGCACAUCCCAAGAAGCUUCUCGUCCAGGCUCUCUUGCUUCUGGUUCAGACAUAAGAUACCCGAGGAGGGCCUCGCUUUUAAAAUUUCUGGAGAAAAGAAAAGAAAGGGUCAUUGCAAGAGGACCUUAUCAUAUGAACCCGAAGCAUGAAGGAGGCAGAUCUGGAGGCAACCCUGAAGAUCAACCUUGCAAGCCCUUUGACCUUAACUUAUAGUGAUUCUAGCUCAUCACUUUUCGUUGAUAGCAUAGAAACAAAAAGAAUUAAAUCAUAGUACGACUCUUGGCUUCAAGGAACGGCAACCCGUCGAUGUUGUCUGUGUUUCACUUGUAAUUUUUCCGCGAGCCUUCACACGUAAAUACGAAAUAUUUGCACGUGUUUUACAUCAAUGUGUUAUAUCACUGCAUAGAGACGAUUAUUUUAUUGGACCAAUGCGCCUGUUUGGUGGAGGGGGAAUGAAAUGAGGAGGGAAAGGGAGAGAUACCAAAAUUAGUUACCCCUGAAUCAUUUUUGUUCCUUCCAAUAUUAUGGGCAUUUGUGCCUUUUUGUAUGCAUUAAUCUCUAUUUUUUUUCUUAAUUCUGUCAUGCCAAGCAUCAAUUAACUAUUUUGUUUUCUGCUCAUAUAAACAACAGCUUUCCA